Molecule: messenger RNA, 1368 nt
Organism: Acanthosepion pharaonis
Lineage: Eukaryota; Metazoa; Mollusca; Cephalopoda; Sepiida; Sepiidae
Source: the annotation of a GenBank genome assembly
AUGCACUUGUUUGUUUUUGUUUCUUUUUAUUUCUUUUAUUUUCAUUUUAUUUUUAUUCAUCCUUUUUUUUUUAGUUUUCUAUUUUUUUUUUUUUCUUUUUUUAUUUCCUUUUUAUUUAUUGUCCGUCUUUUGUUUCCGGUACCUUUUUUCUUAUACUCAGUUUUCUUUUUUCUUUUUAUUUUCUAUUCUCUGUCACUUCUCUUUCUCUUUUCAUUUCUUUAUUUGUUUCUUUCGUCUUUAUUUUAUUGUUUUCUUUAUGUUUUUAUUUUUUCUUUUCUUCAUUGGAAACCUAGGUUACUAGCUAAGUAUCUAUAUAUCUAUCUAUCUAUCUAUCUAUCUAAAUGUGUUCCUAAUUUUCAUUGUCUUUCUUUCUCAUUCUGUUCUUAUCUAUCUAUCUAUCUAUCUAUCUAUCUAUCUAUCUAUCUACAUGUCUGUCUAUCUAUUUAUUUAUGUGUAUAUCUUUCAUUAUUCUUCUUUUACUUACUUUAUUUCUCAUUCUGCACAUAUCUAUCUCUCUCUCUCUCUCUCUAUCUAUCUAUCUAUUUAUCUAUCUAUCUAUCUUGCUUUAAAUAUAAAUUAAACCGUGAUUCACAAAAGUGUAUAUUCUCGUUUUAUCUUUCGUUCUUAUUUUAUUUUCUUGCGUUCUUUCUUUUCUUAAUUUAUUUAAAGUGUGAACUCCUUCAUUUUUCUUCAAACAGUAAAUUAUUCCUUCAUUUCUUUGUUUUUAUUUUGAAGAGUACCCUAUCCCCAUUUAACAUUCUUUGCUGUUAUUCACUUUUCUUUGUAAUAUUAUUUCUCAGCGGAAUCAAUGAAUCAAUACACUGGCGCUUUCUUGUCAUCCUAAGCAAAAGAAAUAAUUAUUUAAAAUUCUCAGUUCUUUCAAAAAGGGAUAAUUUUGUUCUUCUUUCAUCCCUUCCUUUUUCCUUUCUUUCCUUCUUUUGUUUCCUUUCGGUUUUUUUUUUCUUUUUCUUUCUUUCUUCUUUCUUUUUUCUUUCUUUCUUUAUUUUUCAUUCUUUCGUUUUCUUUCUUUCUUUUUUCUUUCGUUUUCUUUCUUUCUCCUUUCUUUCAUUUUCUUUCUUUCUUUUUCAUUUUCUUUCUUUCUUCUUUCAGUUUCUUUCUUUCUUUCAACUUUCCGUGCUUUUCUAUUUCCUAAAAAGCUUCCAUUUCUAUUUUUUGAAAUCAGCUAAAUCUACACUUUUUUGUUUCAUUUCCCCUUCAUUACUCCUCCUUAUCGUAACGCAUUCAUGUUUCUUUCCAAAUCACUUCACUCCGCGCCUUUAUCUCUUUAACUCCCCUCUUCGAUUACUUAUUUUUCUCUUCUUCUUCCCUACCACAUAUUUUUCAUAUAUUCUUCCUCUUUUUUUUUAA